Danio aesculapii is the source of this 1789-nucleotide messenger RNA. It is a transcript of the gene cp110, whose product is annotated as centriolar coiled-coil protein of 110 kDa. The record is from RefSeq and is a predicted model, not a curated record. Gene Ontology annotation, biological process: regulation of cytokinesis; centrosome duplication; centriole replication. Bases 92 to 1789 code for a protein of 565 amino acids. The transcript has 7 exons. Lineage: Eukaryota; Metazoa; Chordata; Actinopteri; Cypriniformes; Danionidae. Gene Ontology annotation, cellular component: centriole.
AUGCGGAACUCCAGUCCGUGUUUACCGGAAGCGCUCGAGUGUAAACAAACUCAACGUUCAUAACGAGGAGACGCGCUUCUUCCUCAGAGUUAUGGAGAGUUAUGAAGACUUCAUACAGAGAUGUUAUAACAGUAAUAAUGCUGAUGAUGCUGAAGAUGAGCCACACACACCUGUUACUUCUUCAUCUCUGAUCGUGUUUCAUGGAGCUUCUAUUCUUCCUCCUGUGCUGAAUGAGCAGCAGAGAGUCGAGAUGAGGACACUGAGAGACACAGCAGUCAGUCUGAUGACGAUGAAGAGGAGGAUGAGGAGAGAGGAGGAGUCUCAGACCAGUUUUGCAGACGUGAGCAUCAGCGACGCUGAACAGCACACCACCAUCACAGACAGUGACAUCAUCAUCUCGGCCCCGCCCACUCUGCUCACAUGUCACCCUCUGACGUCAACAGCUCAUGAUGACCGAUCAGCCAAUCACCUGCGAGCUUCUCCAGAGGCCCAAUCACUGGACAGCACCCAGAUCACGGUCUUGUUUGAGGGCGUCGGUCACAAGAACGACAGGUCACAUGAUGCGCUUGACAUCCAGACGGCGAUGAUGUCAUCAGGGUACGUAACCAAUGACAACACAGACCUCAGCUUGAUGGAAGCAGCCGCCGUCCGCUCAGGAAGUGAUAUCAUCAGCCACGCUCCAGUAGAUGGAGCAAUCCUAGAAGCCGAAGCUGUUGAGGUUUCACCGCUAAAAAUGGCCGAAGACGUUACAGACUCUGAUGAAGGGCCGUAUCGCAUGAGUCUUCAAAACCUCCUGAAGAAAUCCCAAGAGUACCGGCGGCGGCAGCGUCUACUGCGCACGCAAGCUAAAGCGCUAAUGCCGGCUGUAGACGAGCACAGCCUGUCGGACAAAGAGAACGAGGAGCUUCCCAAACACAUCUGGAAGACGGAGCUCAGGAAAGCCAGAGAGAAGAAGAAGGAGAAAGCAGAUCUUAUAAACACCGACGUCUUAAAUCAAACCAACACACACACCGCUAAUCAUGAAGACAUCAGCGCUGUGUUUACUGCACUUCCUGUUUCAGCUAGAGCUCUGUAUGCCUCUAAAGUAAAGCCGGUCAGUGCGUCCAGAUCACAUUUAACAGUGGAUCAUAAAUAUGCAAAUAUCCCCACGCCGCAGUUCUGCUUGAGUCCGGUGCGCUGUAAGAAAGGAGGCGGGGCUUCUGCUCACGCUCAGAAAGCUUUGAGCAGAUCUGAUCUGAGAACAGUGACUGAUGGAGGAUUAGUGCAGACACAGCAGAUCGCUCAGCUGGAGCUCAACCUGUCCAGCCUCAAAACACUGAUCUCAGACCUGGAGUCCACACUCACGCUCUCACACGCCGACCAAUCAGUGAGUCCGGGUGAUAACUGCGUGAAACGAAACGUCACAUUCGGUGGGGCAGUUCAGCAGGAGGUCAUCGCAAAGGAUUGUGGGAUUGAGAAGCAGACCUCGUUUGUGGGCGUCCUCACCGAUAACAGUAAUCACUCUGAUAGAAUACAGGCUGAUGGUGAAGGGAGCUCUCUGAUUGGCUCAUCUUAUGAUGUCGACGCCCCCUCCAGCCUGUGGAGUCAGCUGACUCCUGAAGUUGGAGGUCAUGAGGGCGUCUCCCGGGUCAAGCGGAGGCUGCUGAUGAAUGAGGAGACGCACUGCAGCCCGACCACAGCAGUUGUGCAGUCGUCUGUGCAGACGCAGGAGGAUCCCGUCACAUUUCUGAUGGAGGAAGAGCGCAGACAACAGCAGGAACUACUGCAGCCUGAAAGGCCACUUGUGUGA